AUGAUGGUCCGAUCCAACAACAACACUCUCAAAAAGUACCCGACAAAGAUGCCGACGGCAAUCUUCCUCGACUCGGGCGGGGUGAUCAACGACAACGCCAAACGUGCCCCUCAAUGGGUCCGAUACUUGGGAGAAUAUCUCCCCACGACGGCCCUUGGUGGGAAUGCACAGGUCUGGGGGAUGGCGAAUGUGGAAAUGAUUGGGCCGUUCUUUCGUCGGUGGCAUGAGUUUAUGGACCAGGCUACUCUGCUUGCUGCACAGGCUCGGGAUAGAGAAAAGGCGAUGACAACGGUGGUUGAUGGUAGCGGCGGCGAGGUGGGAGAGAAGGAGAGGGAGGAGACGAAUGUGUACAGGAUCUUUGAGAGACUGCACUUGCUGAUCUGGAUAAAAGAGAUGUGCCAGAUCGCCUCCCGCCACCUCCCAGUCAACCACCCUCUCGUCUUCAAGACCCUCCCUUCCCUGACAGACGACGACCUCUUCCGAAUCGCGAAAUCUGCUCACGUCUAUGCGAUCCAACGAGUCCGUGCCGAUUUCCCAGGCGCCCUUUCCGCGAUUCGCUCGAUCAAGGCCAUGCCCGAGGGGUUGACGUUGUAUACGAGUUCUGCGGAUAGUUUUGAGGAUCUGGAGACGAUUCUGAGAGGAUUGGGAGUGUUUGAGGAGUUUGAUGGGGUGUUUGGGGCGGAUAGGGUGGACUGUUUGAAGAAUUCGGACGAGUAUUAUCGACGCGUGUUUGAGGCUAAUGGCGUGCGGUGUGUCGUUUCUAGGAAGGAGGAUGUUGCAAUUGCAGAUGGUGGUCAGCAGGGAGGUAUCAAAGGGAAGUAUGAUGUCAAGAAUGACGACGAUAACGAGAAGGAAGAAGAGGUUGAGGUGGUGGUGGUGGAUGAUAGCGUGAAGGCAUUGAAGUAUGCGCAUAUACAUGGAGCAAGGACGGUGUUGAUUACAUCUUCCGAUGAGGAGUUGGACUUGUCCUUGGAGCAGAACAGACAUGUUGAUUAUCAGCUGAAAGCACUUGCGGACCUGCCUGCGCUGUUGGAUUCCUGGAGGGAGCACUUUUCUCGAUCCUCUUGA
Molecule: messenger RNA, 1068 nt
Organism: Linnemannia hyalina
Lineage: Eukaryota; Fungi; Mortierellomycota; Mortierellomycetes; Mortierellales; Mortierellaceae
Source: the annotation of a GenBank genome assembly